AUGGAAGAAUCUGAGCCGAAAAUUGACUACGCGAACGGCGUUGAGACCGGCGUCAGAAUGACAUCACCGGCGGCUUCCUCCGUCGCCACAACAAGUGUCCACGUAAGCGCUCUCGACGGACUCGUGAACGUGAACUCUCUCUUCACAAUCGCCGUCUUCGUAGGUCUCUCGAUAGCGACUCCAGGACAGCACAGCCUCGAGCAGCGAUCCAGCUGCGACGCAAGCGCCGACGUGGCGAAGAAGCUACUGGUCUUCGAAGUCGUCUCCUUCAGCUUCUUCCUCUUCUCUUCCCUCGUAGCUCAGGGUCUCAAACUCGCCCUGAACCUUCUCAACAGCAAAGACGUUGACGAGAUCUUCAGAGCUCACAUCAACAUCAAAGUCUUGAGAUGGGGAAUGAUGGCAUCCGCUGUUGGAUCUGUUAUGGGCUGUCUCUUCUUGAUGCUGUCUAUGGUCAACGUGAUUCAGAUCCGUCUCGGGAUGCUUUCUUGCGGCAGCAAAUCGGCUGCUCAGGCUGUUGCUACGCUCGUGACUCUUGUUUCAUCUGCUCUCUUGGUUUACAUUUCCACUGCCAUUUACGCUUUCUGGCAUUGA
Messenger RNA from Microthlaspi erraticum, 591 nucleotides. Lineage: Eukaryota; Viridiplantae; Streptophyta; Magnoliopsida; Brassicales; Brassicaceae. The record is from the annotation of a GenBank genome assembly.